Messenger RNA from Naegleria gruberi, 2280 nucleotides. RefSeq lists its product as uncharacterized. The record is from RefSeq and is a predicted model, not a curated record. Bases 1 to 2280 code for a protein of 759 amino acids. The transcript is spliced from 3 exons. Lineage: Eukaryota; Heterolobosea; Eutetramitea; Acrasida; Naegleriidae.
AUGCUACACUCAUUCAGGUCAUCACAAAGAGUGGCACCUGAACAUCAAUACAAGAAAUCACAUGAACAAACUCAUCAGCCUACUAAAUCAACAAGAAGAACUCCUGGUACAACAACAACAACACAAAAGAAGGGAACUUCCAUUCGGUGCUGUAUCAUUGUCCUGACGUGUGGUUUACUGUUUUUGAAUGUGUUUCUAUUGACUCUUACUUGUUUGGCAAGUUUUUCACCAAGUGUCCUCAAUCUAUCAACAAUGAUUAGAGAAGAACAAUUUACUUCAAUAUUGAAUUUUGCAAAUGAUACUUUAGUGGAAGUUUCAGUACUUAAUGAAGCCAUCAAACAACAAACCAUCACUGAUGAAUAUAUGUAUGAUAAGGAUAGUUUCAAUUACCUUGAACGUGUACUCUACUCUGGCUAUAAGCUUCAGUGGGGUCCUUACUUAGCAACCAUUAAUUCUUCAAUGAAUGGAAAUCAAUCAGAAAUCUACUAUUGUCUUGAUGUUCCUAAACAUAACACAUGUUUUAGGAAUUCCACACCGAAUGAAUAUUCAACACUCUUCGAUAUGAGUAUAUUGGUUUCAGUGUGUGAUUCUUUCCCAAAUCAACAAGUUUUUUCAUUGAGCUACACUGAUCCAAAUGUACCAGAAUAUACUUUCAUUACCUCAAUCAAUUGUGUUGUGAAUAGUGAAUACCCCUUACCCAAUGGACAUAAUUUCCAUUACUACAUUGCCAAUGAUUUAACAGUAACGACUAUUUCUAAUUUCUUAAGAGAGCAAACAAGUGAUAUUCAGAGAUCAACUGGAUUUAUUGUUGAAACCAAAACUGGAUUUUUAAUUGCUUUUUUUAGAUUGUGUACUAAUUCUCAAAUUGAUUGGACUAUAGUAUUGUCAGUUCCAUACUGGAAUUAUGUUGGUUCAAUGAUCAUUGCCAUUAUCUGUGCCUGUGUUGCCGGAUUUGUUACGAUUGUUAUUGGUAUCAUUGUGGGAGUUUAUUUUUCAAUUAGAGUAGCCAGACCAUUGUAUAAUCUUAUUGAACAAUUCGAAAGUGUUGCUAAAAUGGAUCUGGAACAAUUAAGUAUUAUUACUUCUGCAUUUUCAGAGGUGAAACAACUUCAAGGUCACUUUCUUAGUAUGGUCAACCGAAUUAAGCUGUAUAAGAGUUUCAUUCCUGCCCAUUUACUUUCAGAAAUUGAGAAUGGACAAGAGGAAGAGAAAGAAGAAACAGAAGAAGAUGAAGAACCAACACAUGAAGAUUAUUCUUUUAAAAAGAAAUCUUCAAAGAAACUACAAUCUUCCAAAUUAGGAGACACUUCCAGUCAAAACUCUCUAUCUAUGAACAGUAAGAAUUCAGAUAGUCAUAUGCGAAAGGUUUGUAAGAGCCAUAAGUUUUCACUGUACAUGGAGCAAAGAGUGAUCACUUGUGUUCAAUUGCUAGUUCAUGGAUUUUCAGAAUGUUUAAUUACAAUGAAUCCUUCAGAAUUGGUUCAUAUCAUGUCUGAUAUGUUUGAACAAGUGAAUAGCGUUAGUAGAAGUAUGGGAGGAUUUGUUGGUCAAUUUGAAAAUGAAACUAUUACAAUAUCAUUCAAUGCUGCCUCUUGUCAAUCAAAUCAUGAAGAAAAGGGAGCUAUAACUGCAGCCACUCUUCUUUCCAGACUUUCAAAUAUCAAAGUUUCAAAAUGGAAAACUCCAGAAUUGACCAAAAAGUAUGGAAAUUUAUUCGAUUGUGUGAGUUUUAGAUUUGCCAUUCAUACCCAAGAAGCAUUUUGUGGAAAUGUUGGAACAAAUGAAGCGAAAAACUUUACAAUCAUCUCGAGUGUUCGAUAUAAUUUGGAAAAGUUAAUGGCAUCUGCUCUUCGACUUGGCCUAUCCUUUGUAAUGAGUCAACCAACUAAGGAACGAUGUGAAAAAUCAUUCCAAAAUCGUUAUGUAGAUUCUGUGGAAUCAAUUGACCCGUCAUGCUUGAAUCCAAAUCUGAAUGAUGCUUUCAUGGAUGGAAUGGGAGGAACUCCCUAUCAAUCGUAUCAAGAUGAAGAAGAAUUGAAAAUCUAUGAAUUGGGACCUUCUCUCAAAGUUACUGAAGAUGAAUGGAUGUACGAAUUGCAAGAGAAAAUUAAGCUGACAAAAUGGAAUUCCUACAAUCAAGGAACCAAAUAUUACUUUGAUAAGGCCUACAGUGAUGCAAUGGAUUUAUUCAAUCAAUACUUGAUUACUGCUCCAAAUGAUUUACCAUCGAGGUGUUUAAUUCGUGAAUGUGAAAGAAAGCUUACUGAUAUGAAAGAUUAG